AUGGAAACACAAGUACCAGGUCUUUAUCUCAUUGAAGAUUUUCUUUCUUCAACAGAAGCAACAAAUUUAAUGAAUGAAAUCAAUCAACAAACUUGGAUAAAGAAUAGAUCUCAAACAAGAAAUAUUCAAAUUUAUGGACCUAAACAUGAUCAGAGUUAUACGAUUAUUCCAAAUGAUAUUACUCCUCUUCCUGAAUUUUUGAAAGAGCUUUCGAAAAGAAUAUUGGAAACUACGAGAAACAAAUUACCUCAAAUUGAUUUGAAAGAUUAUGAACCUUACUUGGGAAUUGAUAAAUAUACAGAGAUUUUCAUCAAUGAAUACAAGCCUGAAGAUAAAUUAGAUCAACACUUUGAUCAUCGUAGUACAUAUAAGGAAAUAAUAUUUGGAUUGAGUUUAGAAUGCACUUCAACCUUAACAUUUACCAAAAAUAACAAGAAAGUGAAAGUGAAACUACCUGAACGAUCACUCUAUCUAAUGACUGGUGAUUCUAGAAAUGUCUACAAACAUGGAAUUGAAUCAGGUUCAUUGGAAGGUGACAGAAGAGUUUCACUCACUUUUAGAACUGUCAAUUAUUGA
This is a messenger RNA of Naegleria gruberi, 576 nucleotides long. RefSeq lists its product as uncharacterized. Gene Ontology annotation, biological process: oxidative demethylation. The record is from RefSeq and is a predicted model, not a curated record. Gene Ontology annotation, molecular function: demethylase activity; oxidoreductase activity. Bases 1 to 576 code for a protein of 191 amino acids. The transcript has a single exon. NCBI's taxonomy places the organism in Eukaryota, Heterolobosea, Eutetramitea, Acrasida, Naegleriidae.